Messenger RNA from Acanthoscelides obtectus, 291 nucleotides. The record is from the annotation of a GenBank genome assembly. Lineage: Eukaryota; Metazoa; Arthropoda; Insecta; Coleoptera; Chrysomelidae.
AUGGAACGCACACAAGCAAAAAAACUCCGCGAAGUGCAGAAUGAUCUUAAGCGGUUCAUCCACGCGAACACUACACUGAUCGACCACAGCCUCGAGAACGAUCUCAGAGCGUUGAAGAUGGUGCGCUCCCACAUUGUGGAUACCGCGUACACCUUCCCGCACCACUAUGGCCUCCCUUACCGCAGGUCACUCAGAAACCUAACAUCCAGCAUCUUGAAGAGGCAGCUACAGAUGAACGGUGACAAUAGUUACGAGGAUCCGAGUGCGUGUAUGGAACUGAUAUUGUGGUAG